AUGUAUUCCAAACUCGCACCAGUCCUCGGCUCCUUGGCCAUUGCCUCGCUCGUUGCAGCAGUCCCCGUCGACGUUGAGAAGCGCGAUAUCUGGUUUGGCGGCCGUAAGCCCCACCUCGAGAACUACCAGGGUGGCCAGCCUUCAGCCUCAGCCUCUGCCUCGUACAGCGCUGCCAACGGCUACUACACCCCAUCAGCAACCAGCGGCAGUGGCUCAUGGUCCACCGGUGCCCCGCCGUCGUCGUCCUCGGGCUCCAGCGAUGGCAGCAGCAACCCGUUCAGCUUCCCGCUGUCCAACGGCUUCCCCAACAUCCAGAACCCCUCGUCCCAGCUCACGGCCAUUGAGUCUCAAGCCCACGGUCUCUUGCCCAACGGGCCUCCACCGCCAUCGCCCCCUGCCGAUGACGAUCUCAAAUCAUUGAGACUGAUUGCCUUCAAUGAGCUGUUUGAGGUUGCCUUCUUCACUGAACUCCUCUACAACGUGACCCACAAUGUCGCCGGGUACCAGUUCCAGGACCAGAACCAGCGACAGACCAUCAUUGACGCCAUCACCGCCGUCCAAGCCCAAGAGGAGCUCCACGCCCUGAACGCCAACGGCGCCCUCGCCCACUUCAACGCCGGCCCCAUCCAACCCUGCAAGUACGAGGUGCCCGUGUCUGACUUCAAGAGCGCCAUCAACCUGGCCAAGACCUUCACUGAUGUCGUCCUCGGAACCCUCGGUGACGUCCAGACCCAUUUCGGCCAGAACGGUGACAACGGCCUCAUCCGCGGUGUCGCUGCAGUCAUUGGCCAAGAGGGUGAGCAGAACGGUUUCUACCGCAACUUGCUUGGUCUCAUCCCCAGCGGUGCUCCCUUCUUGACUGCCUCCACCCGCGAGUUCGCCUUCUCUGCCUUGAACCAAGACUUUGUUGUUGCCGGCUCCUGUCCCAACAUCAACACCAUUGACCUUCCCAUCUUCGGUGCCCUGAACGUCUUGACCCAGAACAUCCAACCCCAGGACCAGCAACUCCAAUUCUCCUUCACCGCCACCGGUGCCUACUCCCAGUAUGCCAGCAACUACCACAGCCUGAGCUUGGUGUACAUCAACCAGCAGAACGUCCCCGUUGUUGAGCCCAUCACCCAGGCCACGGUCAGCGGCAACACCGUCACCUUCUCCGCGAACUUCCCCUUCACUGAGAACGACAUGUUCGGUCUGACCAUCGCCGCCGUUGUCGAGGGAUCCGGUCCCUUUGCCACCGUCACUGAUGUUGCCGCCGCCACCAAGUUUGGCCCUGGCUUGAUCGAAGUCAACUAA
This is a messenger RNA of Fonsecaea monophora, 1293 nucleotides long. RefSeq lists its product as hypothetical. NCBI's taxonomy places the organism in Eukaryota, Fungi, Ascomycota, Eurotiomycetes, Chaetothyriales, Herpotrichiellaceae. The record is from RefSeq and is a predicted model, not a curated record. The coding region runs from base 1 to 1293 and encodes 430 amino acids. The transcript has a single exon.